AUGGCGGAAGCACUCGGCAUCGCUGGUAGUGCAGUUGGCAUCAUAUCCUUAGCUGUCCAACUCGGUGAUGGCAUCUUGAAACUCAAAUCAUUUUGGCAUGCCGUUAAAGACGCUCCAGAAGAGAUCUUAUAUAUCCUCGAUGAAUUGGACAUAACGCAUGUGCUACUCACAGAAAUCGAGGACAGCCUUGGUAGCCAAACGAUAUCGCCUGCGGCCGCUAGACCGCUUCGACUAUGCCAAAAAGGUGUGGAUAUAUUGAACAAUGCCGUUAGGGAGCUAGAAGAUGAAAUGCGACGGAGAAAGAAAUGGGGAGGAGUCAAAAUGGUAAUGAAAAAGGAAUUGCUUGAGAAAAUGGAAAAGAGACUUGGGAGAGCAAAUUCAUUGAUGAUGCUGGCGCAUCAGAACUAUAUCGCGAGCUUAAGCAAAUCGAGACACGAUGAACAAGUGAGAUUAGCCACGCAACAAUUUUCAGAGAUGGUGGAAAUACGAAACACUUUGAAUAGCUUUAAUUCAGCUGCAUCUAUCGUCACUACCCAUCAACAGACAUCUCUCAAUACAACGACUUCUUCGAGUACAUCAAGUGGGAACACUACUUCAUGUUCCAGGUCUAUCAAACCACUAUCAAAGCGUCAGAAGAUCCUCAAUGCAAAGCUGCGACUUCCUUUCUUCUCGAGUGUAUGGGAGCUAUGUGCCUAUCAACAAUCAGUAUCUGGAUGGACUUUCACAUUGAGAACAUACAAUGUUGUUGAAUAUUAUGCGCCUAUAAUGGAAAUGGCCUGUGAUGGAGAUGUGACUGAUCAAUUUGGAGGAACCCUUCUCCAUAGAGCGGCUCUUGCAAAAAGGUAUAAUGCAUGCCAGUUCUUAAUAGAUCAAGGUACAGAUGUAAAUGUAAUGAAGUUUACUGGUGUGACAGCAUGGGAAACGUCAUUCGCAGUGUUCGGUUAUUAUGAAGAUGAAUUUGCAAUAUUGCAAUACUUGGUUUCCAAGACCGAUCACGAUAUCAUCAGUGAUUUACGCGACCUCCUAGAUUACUGCUCCUGGAUCACCCCUGAAGAAUUUGAUUGGAUACUUCGAUCUACCGAGAACCCCAUUCAUGAAAGAAGUCAACAGGAACGGUCACUUUUAGUGUUAAGAAUCUCCGAAUGCAAAUUAAUGCACAUGAAAGAACUCGUAUGGUUGACUCUUGGCAAUAUGGAUAUGGAAACUUGCGUCCAGAACUUAAAGAAAGCGCGCUUCUUCAUGCUAUUGGAAAGAAUCAUACACUGCUUAGGUUUCAUAGUAGCAAAUCAUCGGGUUGUUCGGAAAAAAAGGAGUUAUAUGGCACCACAUGAAGAUUAUUUGAAGGAUCAUCUAAACAUGGUACAUGGUCUUUUCCUUGCUGGCUCGAAGUUUUACCACUUAAAAGAUACAUUUAAAGACUACAGUCAUAGUUUUCUUCGCCAGUUAUUCAAGGGCGCGACUUCACGUGUUGCGAACCGCCCUGGACAUAGAACAUGUGCAAGGUUUGAUCGCCUUGAAAAAAAUCUUCAAAAUUCGAUUAAGACGUGGCUCGAUCAGCUAAUGUUGGAGGGGAUCGAUUUAGUUGAAUACGGUCAAUGGGAAAAGGAGAUACUGGGUAGCGACCAAAUUUGUGGUUCCGUCCAACCUACAAGUAAAAGCUUCCCUCGUAUAGAGAACGACCAUGUCUUGAGUUUGUUGAGUUUUACAUAUGGACCAAAGAGAAGCGACUGGCAGUUCUGGUUUACUAUUGAGCCUCAGUGUAUACAUGAGGGCUCCGUUAAGGAAUUUUGGGAUAUGGUCGAGAAUCCUGAAAGACAGAUACCAUGCGCUUGGAAUUUUGAUACCUAG
Botrytis byssoidea is the source of this 1848-nucleotide messenger RNA. RefSeq lists its product as uncharacterized. The coding region runs from base 1 to 1848 and encodes 615 amino acids. The record is from RefSeq and is a predicted model, not a curated record. The transcript has 5 exons. Gene Ontology annotation, molecular function: protein binding. Lineage: Eukaryota; Fungi; Ascomycota; Leotiomycetes; Helotiales; Sclerotiniaceae.